This is a messenger RNA of Choloepus didactylus (southern two-toed sloth), 1542 nucleotides long. It is a transcript of the gene DPM1, whose product is annotated as dolichyl-phosphate mannosyltransferase subunit 1, catalytic. The record is from RefSeq and is a predicted model, not a curated record. Gene Ontology annotation, molecular function: dolichyl-phosphate beta-D-mannosyltransferase activity. NCBI's taxonomy places the organism in Eukaryota, Metazoa, Chordata, Mammalia, Pilosa, Megalonychidae. Bases 12 to 785 code for a protein of 257 amino acids. Gene Ontology annotation, cellular component: endoplasmic reticulum membrane. Gene Ontology annotation, biological process: protein O-linked glycosylation via mannose; GPI anchor biosynthetic process. The transcript is spliced from 9 exons.
CCGUGGCCUCCAUGGAAGACAGUCGUAUUCCUCUCAGGCCUCGGCGGGAGCCGGGGGGACGCGCCUCGCGGCAGGACAAGUAUUCGGUGCUUUUGCCCACCUACAGCGAGCGCGAGAACCUGCCGCUCAUCGUGUGGCUGCUGGAGAAAAGCUUCUCCGAGAGUGGAAUCAACUAUGAAAUUAUAAUCAUAGAUGAUGGAAGUCCAGAUGGAACACAGGAAGUUGCUGAACAGUUGGAGAAGAUCUAUGGGUCAGACAAAAUUCUUUUAAGACCACGAGAGAAAAAGUUGGGACUAGGAACUGCAUAUAUACAUGGAAUGAAACAUGCUACAGGAAACUACAUAAUUAUUAUGGAUGCUGAUCUCUCACACCAUCCAAAAUUUAUUCCUGAAUUUAUUAGGAAGCAAAAGGAGGGUAAUUUUGACAUUGUCUCUGGAACUCGCUACAAAGGAAAUGGAGGUGUAUAUGGCUGGGAUUUAAAAAGAAAAAUAAUCAGCCGUGGGGCCAAUUUUAUAACUCAGAUUUUGCUGAGACCGGGAGCAUCUGAUUUAACAGGAAGUUUCAGGCUAUACCGAAAGGAAGUUCUACAGAAAUUAAUAGAAAAAUGUGUUUCUAAGGGGUAUGUCUUCCAGAUGGAGAUGAUUGUUCGGGCAAGACAGAUGAAUUAUACAAUUGGCGAGGUUCCAAUAUCAUUUGUGGAUCGUUUUUAUGGUGAAUCCAAGUUGGGAGGAAAUGAAAUAGUCUCUUUCUUGAAAGGAUUAUUGACUCUUUUUGCUACUACUUAAAAGAAAGUUAUUCGUUUACACUUAUAUUCAUUUCAAUUUAACAUAAAAGAAGCCGAUUUCUGAUUUUUAUAAAAUGUACUCAUAGAACAUAAACCAUCAGGUAAGGUAAAUUUCAUGUGAGUCUUUUCUUUCUGAAGAAACUGCCAUUUUAUAUUUCAAAUUAAAUUAGAAAAAUGAGCAAUUUUCUCAAUUUCAUUUUUAUUUUGCUGUUUUGAGAUCUAUAAAUAAAUGUAUGAUUUUGUUUUGCACAAAAUAGAGUAUGCGAAUAUGGAAUUUCUUAUAUUUCUUAUAUUAGGAAAAUUUUGAAAUAUUCUUUAUAAACACUGGGUUCAUAGCUCUUUGUACCUAAUAUAUGUCAGAAGUAGGAGGGAUGUUAAUAAUUAUAUUCAUAAAAUAUGAUUGUUUCUGUAUGAAUUGGGGAAAAAAAUACAUACCUCUGCCCUGUCUUAAAAAUGUAUCUCAGAUGUCUUAAAUGAGUUAAAACAAACAUUUAGAGCAAAAUUUUAAGGUUUUGGUUCUUUGCAGGUCUUGCAUUGGUGAUAUACUUCAUCUGUUAGAGCAGGUGUAUUUAAAAUAUAUAUAUAUUGUGAGUUGGAAAUAGCCUGGCAGCAAUUGAUUGCAUAGCUGGUGUUUUCUCUUCUAAUAGAAGCAGCAACCUCUGUCAGUAGAUAUUGAGGAGCUUGAGGUAUAAACUUAGCUGUUUUGGUAAUUUUUUAAUGUCUUAUUGAAUUAUUUUUAUAAAGAUAUUUUCUCCAGA